This is a messenger RNA of Polychytrium aggregatum, 1346 nucleotides long. RefSeq lists its product as uncharacterized. The coding region runs from base 153 to 1151 and encodes 332 amino acids. The transcript has a single exon. NCBI's taxonomy places the organism in Eukaryota, Fungi, Chytridiomycota, Chytridiomycetes, Polychytriales. The record is from RefSeq and is a predicted model, not a curated record.
AAGCACCUGGCAGGAGAAACGUGCAAAGGCGAAGCAAUGUGACUCAACGUCCAAGAAGCGGAUUGGUCAAGUAUAAGGUUGGGGCAAAUGCAUGCGAGAUGAACAAGAGAUCGGGGCGGUCAGGCAGGUCAUGAGUCACCGGUGGGGGACACAUGACCGGCAGCCGAAUUGCAACCAAUCGCAGCAAGGCGCGUGCACAAACAAACCGGCGCGUGCGAAGAAGACAAAGGAAGCGGAGCAGCGCGGGAAAACGGAAGUGCGGAAUGGGCGGAAAAGACAGACAAAAGGCGGAAAAUUGGAGGGGAACUGCAAGGCUACACACAAACAAACAGAAAGGCAAAAGAACAGCCAAGUGUGCAGUCAAAGUGGAGAACAAGCAGGAGCUAUCCCUAACAGUGUGUGCAGUCGGCGGCGGCAUCGGCCACGUCCUGGUUGAAGAGAAUGUCGUUUUCCUCAAUCUUGUUGAGCUCGUCGGUAUUGAAUGGGAUCAGAUGGAUCACACUGCCGGCAGGGAGACGUGCCAGCAGGGACUUGCACAGCAGAGCAAUAUUGGCGACCAGGGUGCCGUAGUUUGGAUUGUCGACAAAGGCACUGCGGGCCAGAAACAUGCCGAUUUGCUUGCCGGCGGUGAUAUCACCAACCUCGUCCGAGAUGGUCGAGUCCAGAGGAUAGGGCUUGAGCUUGUUUGCCCAACCAUAGGCAGCAGGCAGCAUGUUCUUCAGAUACAGGCUGAUAUCGGGGUGGUAGCUGACACGAGUGGUGCUCUUGGUCGUUGCCAAGGCGGCCUGGACGGCUUGGAACUGCUGCUGGCUUCGCAAAUCGACCGUGGUCAGGAGCUUCAGGAACUGGGUCUCGACGGCAUCCAGCGAUGUGAAUCCCAGAGACAGGCCGUGGACGGGCACAUGGGUCCAGUUCUUUUGCCGCAGGACAGCAACCAGCCUAUUCAGAAAGUACUCGUUGAUCAGAUCACCCCCGCCCAAGAUGAUACACCUGGGCGUGGUCAGAGGAAGUUGUUCUAUGGGGUCUUCGAGGCUGCCAACGUAGACGUCGUCAGUGGUGACUUGCUGCAAAAGCCAUGGCCACAUGCGGGCAAAGAUGUCGUCGCCCAGGUUGCUUCGGUCGUAGUAUCCCAGCACGAUGAUCAUGAAUGAGGAAAGGAUGAAAAUGACGCCACCGGCUGAUCUCUAUACUGAUAUUUUUUUUCAACCUGCUUGAGCUCCUGAUGGAUGGACAUGUGAAGCAAAUCAAGCUCUCGCUGGUGUCAAUUCACGAACUUUGAUGAUGAUCUUUUUAAUUGUCUCGGGAUUGUGCCAUUCUGAUUUGUCUGCUCUGUCGCUGUAAACAAC